CAUGCCUCGAGAGGUCUACGUUUCCAUAUCGCCAACAUACCAUUUGGACCCUUUGAACCUUUGCUCUGCGACUCAUCAGCCAUCACGUUGAACCAUCAAGUUUCUGAUUCGUCACUCUUACUAGUGCAACAGAUUGGCACUACAGCGAUGGUCUAAGUCGUGCACAACAAGAAGUUCCAGACAUGAAGCCUCCAAGGGCAUGCCGACAGUGCCGCGAAUCCAAACGCAAAUGUACUCGCGCGAGACUUGGCGAAGUCUGCCGCUCAUGCCAGCAAAGAGAACUGAGAUGUGAUGGCGCGUUGCCAAAAAGCGCUUUGGGCAAUGGAACUCUCGCGGAACCAGAGGUAAGCGAGGAGUUGCCAAUCAUGAUUGCUGCAGACAAGAGCCAUGAUUAUUGCCUCGUGAUGGACUUACCACAGGAGACAACAGUCCAGCUUGUCGAAUACUAUCUAGAGAAGGUCCAUGACCGGGCGCAUAGCAUUUUCCAUUUGCCCACUUUGCGGACUCAGUUGAAAGAUGGGACUUUAAGCAAGCCAGUCGUCUAUGCCAUCUGUGCCAUCGGAUCAAAAUUCUCUUCAAAUUCUAAUCUUCGCAAUCUCGAAGCGCCCCUUACAGCUCAAGCCAAGCAUCUACUACAGGCACAACUCGUAGAUAUCUGCCUCGAAAACAUACAGGCUUGCAUCUUGGUUUCUGUUCUGAUGGCAGGCAGUUGUGAAACCACUGUGGAAGCCUUUUUCGUUCGUAAGAAUACAUUUUCUUAGUUCUUUUUUGUUUCACCUUUACCUUUCUUACAUACCUGUAUGUAGCACGGUUGGUUGAACACCUACCCAACGCUACGCAGUACCUGUGAAUCAUG
Molecule: messenger RNA, 856 nt
Organism: Truncatella angustata
Lineage: Eukaryota; Fungi; Ascomycota; Sordariomycetes; Amphisphaeriales; Sporocadaceae
Exons: 1
Coding region: 183-761 (192 amino acids)
Biological process (GO): regulation of DNA-templated transcription
Cellular component (GO): nucleus
Molecular function (GO): zinc ion binding; DNA-binding transcription factor activity, RNA polymerase II-specific
Source: RefSeq, a predicted model, not a curated record